AUGGCCUUCACCGACCUGCUGGACGCCCUGGGUGGCGUGGGCCGCUUCCAGCUCAUCUACACAGCCCUGCUGCUGCUGCCCUGCGGCCUGCUGGCCUGCCACAACUUCCUGCAGAACUUCACAGCCGCCAUGCCUCCCCACCACUGCCGGGGGCCCGCCAACCUCACCAACACCUCGGGGGCCUGGCUGAGGGCCGCCAUGCCCCUGGACCAGCUUGGGGCCCCCGACUCGUGCCGGCGCUUCACAGAGCCUCAGUGGGUCCUCCUGCUCCCCAACGCCUCCUCCGGCCACGGGGCCGCCACGGAGGGCUGCGUGGACGGCUGGGAGUAUGACCACAGCGUCUUCCCGUCCACCAUCGUGACGGAGUGGGACCUGGUGUGUGAGGCCCGCACGCUGCGCGACCUGGCCCAGUCCAUCUACAUGGCCGGGGUGCUGCUGGGGGCUGCUGUGUUUGGCAGCCUGGCAGACAGGCUGGGCCGCAAGGCGCCGCUGGUCUGGUCGUACCUGCAGCUGGCGGUCUCGGGGGCCGCCACGGCGUACGUCAGCUCCUUCAGCGCCUACUGCGUCUUCCGCUUCCUCAUGGGCAUGACCUUCUCCGGCAUCAUCCUCAACUCCCUCUCGCUGGUCGUGGAGUGGAUGCCCGCGCGGGGCCGGACCGUGGCGGGCAUCCUCCUGGGCGUCUCCUUCACGCUGGGGCAGCUCGUCCUGGCCGGAGUGGCCUACCUGAUCCGGCCCUGGCGCUGGCUGCAGUUUGCCGUCUCGGCUCCCUUCCUCAUCUUUUUCUUCUAUUCUUGGUGGCUGCCAGAGUCAUCCCGGUGGCUCCUCCUGCAUGGCAAGUCCCAGCAGGCCGUGCAGAACCUGCGCAAGGUGGCCGCCCUGAACGGGAGAGAGGAGGAGAGCGAGAGGCUGACCAUGGAGGCGGUGAGCGCCUACAUCCAGAGUGAGUUUGCAAGCGUGCGCACCUCCAGUUCGGUCCUGGAUCUAUUCCGAACCCCGGCCAUCCGCAAGGUCACGUGCUGUCUCGUGGGGGUCUGGUUCUCCAACUCCGUGGCUUACUACGGCCUGGCCAUGGACCUGCACAAGUUUGGGCUCAACCUCUACCUGGUACAGGCGCUGUUUGGGAUCAUCGACAUCCCGGCCAUGCUGCUGGCCACCAUCACCAUGAUUUACGUGGGCCGCCGGGCCACUGUGGCCUCCUUCCUCAUCGUGGCCGGGCUCACGGUGAUCGCCAACAUGUUUGUGCCUGAAGCCAUGCAGACCGUGCGCACGGCGCAGGCGGCGCUGGGCAAAGGCUGCCUGGCCAGCUCCUUCAUCUGCGUGUACCUGUUCACGGGCGAGCUGUACCCCACGGAGAUCAGGCAGAUGGGGAUGGGCUUUGCAUCGGUCAGCGCUCGCCUCGGGGGCCUCGCAGCGCCCCUGCUCACCACCCUCGGGGAGGUCAGCGCCUUCCUGCCGCCCGUGAGCUUCGGGGCCGCCUCCAUCCUGGCCGGACUGGCCGUCCUGUGCUUCCUGACCGAGACCCGCAACGCGCCGCUGGUGGAGACGAUCGCCGCGAUGGAGAGAAGAGGCAAAGAAGGCGCUCCCAAGAAAGAGGUGGAGGAGAAGGGUGAGGACGUCACCCUUCAGCCGCUGGGCACGUCUCCCCUCAGAGAAACAAUCUGA
Messenger RNA from Lepus europaeus (European hare), 1662 nucleotides. Its product is annotated as solute carrier family 22 member 20. Gene Ontology annotation, cellular component: membrane. Gene Ontology annotation, biological process: transmembrane transport. Lineage: Eukaryota; Metazoa; Chordata; Mammalia; Lagomorpha; Leporidae. Bases 1 to 1662 code for a protein of 553 amino acids. Gene Ontology annotation, molecular function: transmembrane transporter activity. The transcript has 10 exons. The record is from RefSeq and is a predicted model, not a curated record.